AUGGCGUUCGCGAUCGUAAAGACGGUCCAAGAAGAGAUGGCGUGGGUCGCGGACCUGCGUGCGUCGAGUCCCGAGACCGCCGCCAUCGUCCUUGCCAACAGCCGCUUGCUCGUCGAGCUCGCGGGGCGUGGUCACGUCCGUGCGAUCCUCGACAUGAUUGCCAGCGUCGACGACCUGCACGACCAGACGCUGUCGUACUACUACAUCAAGAUGUUCCAGGCCGCGUGCUUGCACCGGCGCAUGGACGUCAUGAAGCUCAUGGUUGACCACGGCUUCUUCCUCCUGCAUCCCUUCCUGCAGGACCUUUUGCAUCGCGUCAUUCAAGAGGCCACGCAUGAAGACGACGUGCUCCAGCCCGUUCUUCGCAUCCUUCUCCACGCGCAUCUCGAUGUGAAUCACCAGCGCAAGCCCGACCUCUGGACGCCGUUGCACGUGGCGUGCACCAAGAACUUUGUCGGGAUCGCCGCCUUGCUGCUACUGUACGACGCCGACGUCAACGCCGUCGCGCAGGACGACCUCAUGCCCCUCAACUGCGCCGAAGCCGUUCUCAAGACCAACGACGUCCAGGUCGACGACGCGAUGCGCGAGACGAACGUGCGACUCGUUGCGUUGCUGAUGGAACACAACGGCAAGCGAACGUGGCGCCGGCCCACGCCGUCCACGGCCAAGACAACCGUGUUGAGCUUCUCGUCGUCGCACAACUUGAUCGACGCAGCACCCGGCCGCCUCUUUGAUACCUGUGACGAGAGCUAA
Molecule: messenger RNA, 753 nt
Organism: Saprolegnia diclina VS20
Lineage: Eukaryota; Oomycota; Saprolegniomycetes; Saprolegniales; Saprolegniaceae
Exons: 3
Coding region: 1-753 (250 amino acids)
Molecular function (GO): protein binding
Source: RefSeq, a predicted model, not a curated record